This is a messenger RNA of Priapulus caudatus, 507 nucleotides long. RefSeq names its product cation channel sperm-associated protein 1-like. Gene Ontology annotation, molecular function: calcium-activated cation channel activity; voltage-gated calcium channel activity. Gene Ontology annotation, cellular component: membrane; CatSper complex. The record is from RefSeq and is a predicted model, not a curated record. The coding region runs from base 1 to 507 and encodes 168 amino acids. Gene Ontology annotation, biological process: regulation of cilium beat frequency involved in ciliary motility; calcium ion transport; flagellated sperm motility. The transcript is spliced from 5 exons. NCBI's taxonomy places the organism in Eukaryota, Metazoa, Priapulida, Priapulimorpha, Priapulimorphida, Priapulidae.
AUGCUUGUGUCACAGACAUUUGGCUAUAUAUCAGUGAGAGCAGAUCUAACGAUUGUCGUGGCAAACCUGGUUGACUUUGUUAUGCCACUCGUGAUCGAAAACAUUGGUGGGUUUAACGGCGCAGCCAUUUUUCGGCUACUUCGUAUCUUCAGAGCGAUCAGAGCUCUGAGAGCUCUCAGAGUAUUGCGCACUAUCAGGUUCUUGAACAAUCUUCAGGUGAUCAUGAACACGUGCCUACAGUCUGUCCAGUCUAUGGGUGCUAUUGUGACUCUCAUGGCUCUAUUUAUCUACAUGUUUGCAGUGAUUGGGCGUGGUCUCUACGCAACAAACGACCCUGACAGGUUUGGCAACGUGGGAAUAGCUGCAUUCACCCUGUUCCAACUUCUCACACUUGAUGACUGGUUCUAUAUCUACAGGGAUGUCACGCGUGAAGACAGUGGAGCCUGGCACGUUUUUAUCUAUCUGGUCGUCUACAUAGUCAUGGAGUAUUUCAUAUUUCUCAAGUAA